Molecule: messenger RNA, 2088 nt
Organism: Synchiropus splendidus (mandarinfish)
Lineage: Eukaryota; Metazoa; Chordata; Actinopteri; Syngnathiformes; Callionymidae
Gene: pdzk1
Product: PDZ domain containing 1
Exons: 8
Coding region: 444-1949 (501 amino acids)
Biological process (GO): protein localization to plasma membrane
Cellular component (GO): apical plasma membrane
Molecular function (GO): protein-membrane adaptor activity; protein binding
Source: RefSeq, a predicted model, not a curated record
CCUCCCCGAUGGAACAUUAUCAUAAUUGAACCUGCAUCACCAAUAACACUCCAGCCAUCAAACGAUUAUUAGACAACAGGAGUGAUUAGAGGAGAGCAAGCAAUGAGCAGCUGAUCAUUGGAGAACAUCGGACGGCCGAACACGAGGACAACAAUCCAGGUGGAGUCUCUUUAUGGCUCAAUCUAAAUCCACCUUCGACCCCACACAGGUGACUACGGCUCCGGAGUUCUGCCGUCUACUUCCCCGCACUCCAGUCGCGAGUCACUGUUAAAUAACUCACACUUUAAACUCACCUUUGGCCCGGCCAAGUGGUGAGGCAUGAGGAGGAAGGGCUGGGGUGAGGAGGAGGAGGAGGACAGGUGGAGAGGCCAGGGGAUAACAAGAGAACACCGGCAGGUGACCACUUCCUUCAGACCGGGGCUUUGAACAGACACAAACUGGUCAUGACUUGGUACAAGCCCAAAGUCAUCUCUCUGACCAAGAGGGCGGGUCAAACGUUUGGCUUCUACAUGAGGAUUGAAAAUGGCGAGGAAGGUCACCUGGUCCGCUCCUUGGAAAUGGGAGGUCCAGCGCAGCUGGCUGGUAUGAAGGAUGGGGACCGCGUCAUCAGAGUCAACGGGACAUUCGUCGAUGGAAUGUCUCACUCGGAGGUGGUGGAGAUGGUGAGGAACAGCGGCCCCUCGGUCACCUUCCACACCCUUGAUGAAGCCUCAUACAGGCGUGCAAAAGCUGAAGGUGUCAGCUUGUUGGACCCUCACCAGGCGCCAGGCGGUGGCUCCCAGCAGGAUCCAAAGCUCAAACUCUGCUACUUGGUGAAAGCAGGCUCGAGCUUUGACUUCUCCGUGCGCUCCGUUAAAGGAGUGCGCGGCUUGUUCAUGACCGAGGUGACCCCGGGAGGCGUGGCUAGCAGGGCCGGAGUUGAAGUCAGGGACCGCCUGCUGGAGUUGAACGGGGAGGACAUCAAGAGCUUUUCACACGACCAAGUGGUGGAGAAAAUCAAACAAGGCGGAAGCAGCCUGAUGUUCCUGCUGGUCGACGAGCAAACUGAAGAGUACUAUCAGAAGAAGGGCAUCCGGAUGGGACAUUGGCUGGCCACCACCAAGCACCUCCCACACAAGCCGCGCAUCAUCAAUCUGUUCAAAGGAAGCGACGGAUACGGCUUCCUGCUGGCAGAGAGGGACACUUUUGAAGGGCACUACAUCAAGGAUGUGGACAGAGGAAGCCCUGCGGAACAAGCAGGUCUGAAGGAGAAGGACAGGCUGGUGGCGGUGGAUGGGAAAGAUGUGCAGGGACUCAACCAUCAGCAGGUGGUGGACAGAAUCCGAGAGAGUGGCAACACAUGCUGCCUCCUGGUGGCGGACAGGGAAACAGACCAGAUGUGUAAGCAGGGAAACUUCUCUCCAAUGAUCUUCUGGGAUGAGACAGGACGUGCGGCCCCUCCACCCAGUUACACUGAGGCUGUUCAUACGCAAAGUUUCACCCGUCCAGAGGAGCCAGUGCCCAAGUUGUGCAGGAUGGAGAAGACAAGCAGCACUUUUGGUUUCCACCUAAACGGCAUCCAGGGAGUGUUUGGUCAGUACAUCAAAGAUGUCGUGAAAGGCGGACCCGCCGACUUGGCAGGUCUGGAGGAUGACGACAUCGUGGUGGAGGUGAACUGGAGGAACGUGGAGCAGUCCACCCACGAGGAGGUGGCGGAUUUGAUCCGCAGCAGUGGGAACUCUCUGGAAAUGCUGGUGGCCAGCAGGGAGGUCUACGGCCAACUUAAAGCCAAAGGAGUGACCAUCACACGUCUGCUCAUCACGGAGAGACUUCAUGAAGAAGUCCUGUCAACGCAACCUCUCGGACAAGUGGUGCGCGCCAGACCUGACAGCCCAGUUGAGACACCAAGAGAAAGGAGUUGCUCCGUGUCCUCCACGUCAUCCAACGACAGCAUUGACGUGAGACUUUGAAGCUCCCCAUUGCUCCCAUCUUCGGAAGGAUAGUCAACAUUUCAAUGCCAUCGAUAUGAAUCAUGAUUAGCCUUACAUGACCACCACGGUGAUUUUCUGAAAGUAGCUCACCUUUUAUUUAAUGUGUAUGAAUAAAAUG